AAGGAUGGAGAGUAGUAGAGAUAGCCAGAGAUGUUGUUGCCAGGGAACAGUGACAAUGAGACAGGCUGUCCAUCUGUAGCAGCCCAGGAAUGAUAGGCAGAGAACAACAGACCUUCAACAGACCUUCAACAGACUUUCGCAGAGAAUUCUACACAACAGCUGAUAUUCAGAAAACAGAAAUGGCCCCUUCUUCAUGAGAGGAAGAGAGGAACCGUGAUUAAAACAGGCAAGGAUUUCACAGCGGUAGGAGUACACCUUCGGCAGGGGCGGAUUGGAGCCAGAGAGGCUGGCACCCGAGGCUUUGCGGACAGGCGAACCAGGAGGCAGAUCCUCCACAGAAAUGAACAGUGGCAGACAGAUGGAGAGACAGACGCGGCGGCCAUAGAGCCAAGACGAAGGGCACGCACCAUCCACAGAACGUUCCCUUUGUAAUGAGAGCGUGAGGAGCUCUCCCCCCCCCCACCCCGCCCCCUCCCCACCUCUGUCCAUCACGGCUUUCAGACUCUCUCCCACCCACUCAGCAGAAAGAAAGGGGGGGGGCGCUUUUGUCUCAGUGUCUGGGGGGACGAGAGGAACCUGCCCUCUCCCUGUUUACACCUGCCCCCCCGGCAGAGAGGAGUCACGGCCUGGGACUCGGCAUCCUUACGCGAGGCAUGUGCCAGCUACAGACUGACACUCCGACGUUUUUCCCUGUUUGCGCGUCGCUGGAUCAGCGCUAGGAGGGAGGACACAGAAAGCGAAUAAGGCUGGAGGGAACUGGAGAGACAGACAGAAAAAAGGAGUAGCCAUCCCUGCGAAUUGACCCAGGGCCCUCCACAACACCCCACACGCCUUCGGGAGGAUGGGCACCACAGAGGCGACUCUGAGGAUGGAAAACAUGGAGGUGAAAGACGAGUGGCAGGAUGAAGACUUCCCCAGGCCACUCCCAGAGGAAGGGGACAUGGAGUCUUCCUGUGGGCUGACUGACAACAGGACCUCUCCACCCACUUCCCUGAACAUGGACGCUGGGGGUGGGGGCGCAGCCAAUCGGAAACGGCGCACGCUGGUGGCCCCUGAGAUGAACCUUUCCCUCGACCAGAGCGACGGCUCCCUGCUGUCCGACGAGUUCCUGGACACGCCCGACGACCUGGACAUUAACGUGGACGACAUUGAGACGCCUGAUGACACAGAUUCUCUGGAGUUCAUCACCAAUGGCAAUGACCUGGAGUGGGAAGACGACACUCCGGUCGCCUCGGCGAAGGCUACCCCCGGCGAUGGGGCGGAACAUUCCGGAGAGGGCGGGAACGGGGCGGGCCGUCUGUGGCGCACGGUGAUCAUUGGGGAGCAGGAGCACCGUAUAGACAUGCAGGUCAUCCGGCCGUACCUCCGCGUGGUCACCCACGGAGGUUACUAUGGCGAGGGGCUGAAUGCCAUCAUCGUGUUUGCGGCCUGCUACCUGCCUGACAGCAGCUGUCCGGACUACCACUACAUCAUGGAGAACCUCUUUCUGUACGUGAUCAGCAGUCUGGAGCUGCUGGUUGCCGAGGACUACAUGAUCAUUUACAUGAACGGAGCCACGCCUCGCAGGAGAAUGCCAGGGAUUGGCUGGCUGAAGAGGUGUUACCAGAUGAUUGACAGGAGGCUGAGGAAGAACCUAAAAGCGAUGAUCAUCGCUCACCCGUCCUGGUUCAUUCGCACAGUGCUGGCCAUCUCAAGACCCUUUAUCAGUGAAAAAUUUAUGAACAAAAUCCGCUACGUGCACAGUCUGGAGGAGCUAGCUGAAAUCGUGCCGAUGGAGCACGUGCAGGUCCCGGAAUGCGUGGCGCAGUACGAUGAAGAGAGGAUUAAGGCUCAGAGGGAGAGGAUGGAGCAGGAACAACAGCAGUCACAGCUUUCAGCUGGAACAGAAAGGCCCAAGUCUAUGGCUGAGGAGCCAGGACAGUGAUUCCUCAUACUGGUGGAGGAAGAAGGCUGGAUAAAAGUUUGGGAAGAGAAGCUAAAGGGAGUUGAGGAGGUUAAGUCCUUGUUUUUAGAAACUGAGAUUGAAGAAAAGCUGGAUAUACAGUCAGCGGGCUCCCUCCUCCACCUGUCACCCCCCCACUCUGGAAAAAUUCAUUUGGCAGCGGAUAUGACAUUCCCCUUGCUAAUAUUACAUAAGGCAUGAAAAUUGCUAUCCUUUGUGCUGAAGAUAAUGCGUUCUUUACAAGAGUUUUUUUUUUUUUGCAUCUCUGUGAUUUCUGGAUUAACAGGCUGGUUAUGAAGAAAUGGACAACAUCCUCUGUUUUUGAAAUGUUUCAGGCUGCGUUUUUACAGAUGCUGCUGGUGUGCAUACAGACUGUCCCUUUAUGUACAUCCAAAAAACCAGCUAAAAUAAUUUUUUUGUAGCUGUCGUUGUUUAAUUUAUCAAGAACUGAUCAAUUUCAAUAAUUUCUAUAAACUCGCAUUCACAGUCCUGUGAAAUGGUAAGAUCAGUGCAUAGUCAAACCCACCUCCAUUUAUUUUCUUGUAUAACAGUCAUUCUAUAAUGGACACUCCAUUGUCUCUGCAUUCACACCAGUUGGAUCAAAGUGGAUGGCCCUGCAUCUAAUGGGAGCCCCUUUGUGAUGGCACCAACAGUAAGACCCAUACUGUAGCUGCGUGUACAACAGCGCCACCUGCUGGGCCUCCGGUUCCUCACCUUGGCAAGAACUUGAGCCUUUGGUCAUGUUUCAUGGCAUCAUGCGGCAUAAAUCACAUGUCUUUUAGCAUGUGGAUCAGCUGAGAUAAUAGGAACAGUAUAUGGGAUGAGCCAAGGAGAUUCUGUUGUAGUACUUACAUCGCAUGGUUUAGCUGGUCAGCAGACACUCUUGUCCUCUGCAGCUUGAAGAUUAUGAAGACACGCUGGAUAUUUGCUGAACUGUCUUCUUAAGGGCACACAGGUUUUCAACCUGCACCUCUCCAGCAGGUUGUAAAGCCACGUCCUCAAUCACUACACUACACCGCAUUUAACUAUGAUUGCUUUGUUUCUUGAAAGGGUUCCAAUGUCAUUAUUCAGUCACAUCCAAUUUUCUUUCAUCUUGCAUGCUGGACUCGACGGCAACAUUUCUGCAUAGAUUCAAAAUGCAUGUGAGACAAAGCAAAACACCCCGUUGGACGUGAAUGUGUGAGCUUUUGUGUCACCUACAGGAAUUUGUGACAUUUCGCAAGAUUUCUGGCAUUCCCACCUGGCAACAAUCCCUGGUCCACACAGUACUACACAAAGAGGAAUGCACAACCUGCAAAGCAUUGCUUCCACACAUCCAGUUCCACACUCUACACCACGAGCUGCAUCUCACAUCAUGUGCAGUCUCUCAUUUCUGUGUUUAUUUAAUGCUUCACUGUAUUAUCUGCCUGCACAGGUCAUUGUAAAUGAGAAUUGGUUCUCCACUGACCUAUCUGGUUACAUAAGGUUAAUUUAUUUGGCUAAUUAUUGAACUAUAAUUGAAGGGAAAUUUGUUAAGUGAUAUUUAUCGGGAAGUUAAAUACUAUUUUCCAUACUCACAAAUAAUGAGGGUGACAGGUUUUUUUUUUCCAGUUUUACAGCAUUCUGAGAAAAGAACAAGAAGAAUGCAGCUAUCUGAAGCCAUGCCUGCUAUAAUUGUGGAAGGAACAUUAGUCAAGCAUUUAUGUGAGGUCAUACUGUACCAAGGCAUGUAACUGUGCUGUCUGUACAAUAUUUUCCAGUUCAUGUUGUGGGGUUCCGUGCAUGUUUUGUAUAAUAAGCAGUGAUGAUGAGAAAAUGAGGCCCCAUGAAUCCCACAGUGGGUGGAGCUGCCGUCUGUUUUCAGUUUCUGAACCGCAUUAAAAACUACAGGGAAGCUAUUCUGAUUGGUUCAUGCGAGCGAGUCAUUGACGGCAUCUGUUUGCUUUACCCAGACUGGGGUUCAUGAACCCUCACUCUCCAAUCAUUAAUGAAAAGGAUAUCUGUCACUGGAAUGGCAGUGGUUGAUUCAUUUUAAAGCAUCCAGGAGAUAGCUGUGCGGUGUCCUAUUCCUCUCAUGUGCAGAGGCAUGUUUGUAUAUGAAAGCUUACCAUCAGUGUAUGGUGUUAACCGGUUCUGAACCUAAAGCUGGUCCAUGUGGUGAAUAACCUGUUUUACUGCGCGUUUUAAUGUGUCAGCGUGAUCUGCUGUAAAGAAAGAGAAAGAAGAAAGAGAAAGAAUUUAUUUUUUGUUUAUUUUGUACUGUUUUUGUAUUAAUUGUACAUAUAACAUACUGUAUGUCAGUUUGCAUUACGGAAUGAAUUUGCCUUGGGGAUUUUUUUCAUCACAUACCACGGUGAAGUUUUUAAUUGCUAAGAGGGAAACGCUGUAUGACAUCAAACGCCAAUUCAAGGUGAAGAAACUGAGCCGUCAGAUUCUAGCCAUCACUGCAUCGUCUCUACGGUUCCUACCCUGUUUAUGUUACUGUGUAUGUCCCCCGCUCAUUGGGAAGGAGUCACUGGCAAGCAGUGAAAAGAUCUGAACGCAAGCGGAUUCACAAUCACCGUCACUCAGCCAACCGUCAACCGCAUCAACAGUUGAUGCUAGCUUGGCACUGCCCCCUUCCCUGUAGCUGGGUUCUACGAUACUCAUCGCUAACUUAUUCACUCCUCCCACACCGUUUGACCGUGUUUAUUCUUUCUCCUGUCUUCCAAGUUCUGAAAUAAAAAACCUGAAUUUUGAAUGGCUCGUAAAAACAGGUGAGGAUUGAACAGACAGUAGAUAGUGAAAGUUCGCUGGUGAUACAGCUAUUCAGAAAUAAUAUCCAACAUCAUCAACAUCAGACAGUAGAGAGGGAAAAGAGAGAGGUGAUGACAUCUAAGAUACUACACUCUCAAAUCCUUUCUGACUGAGAACAGUCUGUUUGCCAAUUACCUCACUGCAACUCCCUGACAAAUCCGCAUACCCUUUGUGCCAAAGCUGACGCAAUGUUGAACAUCGGCUGAUUUUGCUGAAGCCGUACCUCCUCACAACUGUGCAAAUCACUGCCACUGAUACCAACAGGGCCCAAUCCAAAAGUCAGUCCCAUCUGCUGUUUUCCAGCUGAAACGUGUCAUCUCCCAGGGCUGAAGUUAUGUGACUCACUGGAUACUCUUAGGUAAAAUGUGUUACAUUUUGUGAUACUUUGAUCUGUUAUGAAAGUCCUCUGCUUUAAAAGAAAACUGUAAAUAAUGUCUGAUGCAUACAUGUGAUUCCUUUGCUGAUUUAAAGACUCAUUCCAAUGUCGAAGAAACUGAGCUUUAUGAGCAGCUCAAGGUUUACCGCAAGACAGCUACACUAAAAUAAUCUUUAAACGUCCAAUUCCCAGAUUUAUCCUUGUUUUAUUACCAUGGGGAAAGUAAUACAUGUGUUCAUAUGCACCUGGUCCAAGUCUUUGUAUUUAAUUGAUCCUGAUUUUAAGAUCAAAACCCAGUGGCCUGUAUUUGUGGAAGCAGUCUUGUUGUUUAAUUUAACUCUGAUGUUUUGUUAAUUAUGGUGUAAAAAUUUCAAAAGUGUAUACAACAUGACAUUAAAUGAACACUUUGU
Megalops cyprinoides (Indo-Pacific tarpon) is the source of this 5503-nucleotide messenger RNA. RefSeq names its product caytaxin-like. Gene Ontology annotation, biological process: apoptotic process. The transcript has 13 exons. Lineage: Eukaryota; Metazoa; Chordata; Actinopteri; Elopiformes; Megalopidae. Gene Ontology annotation, cellular component: cytoplasm. Bases 842 to 1924 code for a protein of 360 amino acids. The record is from RefSeq and is a predicted model, not a curated record.